GGCCGAUAGCAGAAGCUUUUUUCUGUCAUUUCUCCACAUUUUCAUGCUUGUUGGCCUUCUAAUACUCCAGAUUUGUGGCCAGCAUCAUAACACCAUCCUGAAGACGGUGUCCAUUGAAGAUGACUUGUUCUUCCAAAUAUUAGAGCCAGAAUCUCUCAGAUAUCUCUACCGGGUCCGUCCAGCCAAAAACUUUGGCGGCUCAUUUCAUAAAAGUCUCCACCGUAUACCAUUGGUUCCUACAGUGCCGGAACACGGAUGCAGCCCCAUCUCAAAUGGGAUUUUAAUAAAAGAUAACGUGGCACUUGUACUCAGAGGCGGCUGCUCUUUUGUAACUAAAACAUUAAACGCAGAGGCUGCUGGUGCUGUUGCUGUGAUAAUAACAGACAAAGAUGUCCACGAAGAUAAAAGUAUGAUAGAUAUGAUAGAGGAUGGCACAUCGAGACAGACCACCAUUCCGUCCUUAUUUAUGGUGGGGAAAAAUGGGUGGAUGAUCCGUCAAAAGUUAGAUGAGGUGGGAGUGCCUAAUGCCAUCAUCGAUAUCCCAGUUAACGUCACCUUCAUACCCAAUUAUGCGCUCAAUCAACCACCGUGGACUUUCUGGUGAAAUUGAACCGAUACUGUCUAGUACUGUAUACUGCGAAAUUUCAUAGGUUUUUAUUUUCCUAAAAAGGAUAAAAAAAAUUUCGAUUUUUGUUGAGGCAGAUUAAAAGUUCCUUUUCCAUUUCUCAAAUAAUGGAGAAAAAAAUUGAUAUUUUUCUUUUUUGCCAAAUCCAGGAAAUGAUAUAUAAUAAAAUGCCUGCAAAGAUUUAGUCGUUUACAGUAUCACUACAUGUAACAGUAGACUUUUUUUAUCUUGUUAAGUUGAUUUCUUAUAACCAAAGGCAUUUGCAUUGUUUUCUUUGAACCAUUUCAAUUUACCAUUAUCGGGUAGUAAUAUAAGUCGUAGUUCCACCUAUCAUAAAACCCCGUGUCUUCGCCGUGUGUCAAAAAACCCGGGGCGCACUUAUACCUAUCAGUGGUGUUAGAUAAUGGUUAAUAGCCCCGGCGACAGGUGCGCUGUAGGUAGGGAGCUCUCCUGUGUUUCUUUUCCGUUGGAGGGGAAUUUCACGUGCGCAAUACCGAGGCAACUACACCGCGCCAUCUGUCGCCGGGUCUUAGAACUUGCAAUUGCUGGGGCUAUUCAGAUUCCUAUCAAAAAACCCGUGUUGAACACGGGUCUAAAUUAGCCCCCGAUUAGCCCCAUCGAGCUCGAUGGGGCUAAUAGACACGGGGAUUUGACACACGGGUCUAUUUAGACACGGCAAUUCAUAGGUGUAAGCGCAAAUGACACGGGGAUUUGAUAGGUGGAAGUACGACUAUAGUAUCAGUUUUCAGAGUACUGAAGCCAGGGAAAGCUACACUGUUCAAGAUAUUUGAAAUUCAAGUUUGAUUGAGUUUUCAGUUGAAUGUAUACACAUUUGAUAUAAAUUUCAAUACAUGUUGGUUAUUUCGUCGAUGAUUUCGCAAAGUGACACGUCAGGAUAUUAUACAGAGGCAAUGUUUAUUUCUAUUUUCAUAUGCAUAAACGGCAUAGACCUUUGAAGAAAAUCUUGCUUAAUUUUCCAUCUAUAUAGAGGCAUCUUCAGUUUGUGUCUCACCAAAAACACAGCCAAUUCUUUAAAAAUCCCCCAAAAAUUACAGCUACAUGUACAAAUCUUCAGUUCGAGACAUGACCAUCAGGAAUGUUUCUCUGCAUGAUUUUAAACAAAAAAUCCAAUGCUGUUGUAAAAGUGUAUUGUUAAGUUUAUGACAAUUUGUUUGAGGACUUAAUUAAGAGACUUGACUCUUGCACCAGGCCAAACCGCCAAAUUCUUCUGUCAUUCAAUCUUACUAAAUCUAACCACCUUGGUGUGUAGAUGCUUUUGUCCGGGAGUUGAGCGACUUUUAUUUAACAUGCAAGCUACAAAUGAUUUUCAAGAAUGUGUUGAGGGAUAGAGUACGCCUACCACCCAUAGAACCCAAUUCUUAAGUUUUUCCAGCUCUGUACAGAAGCACAAGCAUCAUUGUACACGUAAAUCUUGAACGGUUGGAUUUAGACCCUAUAAAUGUAUUACCAACAGAUAAAAACAUGGUGCCUCUGAGUGAGAUAAGCAUGUUUUUAUUUGUUUUUAAGUGGCAAUGUGGUUGGAAAAUGACUUUUUUUAUGUAUUUUGGCUUGAUUUCCAUAGAAACCAAUUUUAAGUGUCAUAUCCUAUGUACCCGGUAUAACAUAUCAAAAGGAGGCUUUUUAAAACAUGCUUAUCUCACUUGUUCAUCUUAUUGCUUUGGCCUUAAAGAGAAGUCGAUUGGAACUUCACAGCUUUUCAUUUAUUUAGUCACAGAGACUUCUCCAUCAAAAUUACUUAAAAUAUCGUUUUACUCUAUUCAAGACACUUCACACAAGCAGAUUGUAACUGUGAGUUCUUUUUUUUGUUGUUUUUCAAUUUACUUGAUUAUCAACGCCAAAAAAAACAGUCAUUCUGUUUGUAUUUCAUCAUGAUGUACACAAAGAAGUCUUUAUCAAGUUCAUUAUAAGUUGUCCUUGUUGGUGUCUUUUUUGGACAUAAGUUAUUAUUAUGCAUUCACCAUGGUAACCAUUGCUAUG
Lineus longissimus is the source of this 2623-nucleotide messenger RNA. Its product is annotated as protease-associated domain-containing protein 1-like. The coding region runs from base 44 to 604 and encodes 186 amino acids. The transcript is spliced from 5 exons. Lineage: Eukaryota; Metazoa; Nemertea; Pilidiophora; Heteronemertea; Lineidae. The record is from RefSeq and is a predicted model, not a curated record.